Caenorhabditis elegans is the source of this 465-nucleotide messenger RNA. RefSeq lists its product as uncharacterized. NCBI's taxonomy places the organism in Eukaryota, Metazoa, Nematoda, Chromadorea, Rhabditida, Rhabditidae. The transcript has a single exon. The coding region runs from base 1 to 465 and encodes 154 amino acids. The record is from RefSeq and is marked reviewed.
AUGCAUUGCAACAAAGAAAACGUAUACCUUGCCGGAGAGCCCAACAGAAACAAUCAGAAUCAUUUCACAACCCUGAGGGAAACACUGUUCGCUAGGCAUAACAGUCAGGGCCCUUUUUUAAUUUCAUCAAUUUCAAAUUUUGCACCUGGAAAAUUUGUGGAAUCUGUGGGAAUCAAUUCAAAGAAUUUUAAAAAUCACUCUUUCACAUCUAGAACUUCAAAUGGCAGAGGUUCAAAAAAGAGAGCAGUUCCAUAUGAGAAAAGUAAGAAGGAGAGGAAAAAUGGUAAGAAGGAUGAGAAAAAAAAUGAGGGAAAAUCGGAACAUUAUAUUUUUGAUGACGAAGAUGUCGAUAAAGUAUUGCAAUUGAUCAAGGAAGAGCCAGUGAAGGAAAAAGUGCCAGAAACACCAGAGAUGGAAGCAUGGAUAACCAAAAAAAUUGAAACUAUUAACGGACUUGAAGCAUAA